Molecule: messenger RNA, 1829 nt
Organism: Grus americana (Whooping crane)
Lineage: Eukaryota; Metazoa; Chordata; Aves; Gruiformes; Gruidae
Gene: MRAS
Product: muscle RAS oncogene homolog
Exons: 7
Coding region: 352-978 (208 amino acids)
Biological process (GO): signal transduction
Cellular component (GO): plasma membrane
Molecular function (GO): GDP binding; GTPase activity; GTP binding
Source: RefSeq, a predicted model, not a curated record
GCGGCGAUAUAAGCCAUGGCCGGGUGCGGGCUCCCCUGCCGCGGCCGCCGGGGCGGGAGCGGGCGGGCGGGGGCCGGCUGCGCUGCCCGGCCGCGGACGCCUCUCAGCGGGCAUGGGCGGGCGCUGAGGGCGCGGCCCCGGCAGCCCGGUAAUUCCUGCUGAAAUGCGGUGCCCCGCUCUGGCAUGAGCCCCCCCUCCCCGCCGGGAGGAGCGCUCCCCGGGCACCGCCGCUUUCCCUGGCCGCAGAUCGGUGUCGGGAAGAAAGGACUGUCGCCGACUGUCGCCGCGGAGCCGCCGCUCUCAGCAACGCCGGACGCCGGGCUUGGGACGCAGGUUUAGCACACUUGAAGCAUGGCUACAAGUGCCGUUCCCAGCGAAAACCUCCCCACAUACAAGCUGGUGGUAGUUGGAGAUGGUGGCGUGGGGAAGAGUGCUCUCACCAUUCAGUUUUUCCAGAAGAUUUUUGUGCCGGACUAUGACCCAACUAUUGAAGACUCCUACCUGAAGCACACGGAAAUAGACGGGCAAUGGGCAAUUCUUGAUGUUCUGGAUACUGCAGGCCAAGAGGAGUUCAGUGCAAUGCGAGAGCAGUACAUGAGGACCGGAGAUGGUUUCCUUAUAGUCUACUCGGUGACGGACAAGGCUAGCUUCGAGCACGUGGACCGGUUCCACCAGCUGAUCCUCAGAGUCAAGGACAGAGAGUCCUUCCCAAUGAUUUUGGUGGCGAACAAAGUUGAUCUAAUGCAUUUACGGAAAAUUACAAGAGAACAGGGAAGAGAAAUGGCAACAAAACAUAAUAUUCCCUAUAUAGAAACGAGCGCCAAGGACCCACCUCUAAACGUUGACAAGGCCUUCCAUGAUCUCGUGAGGGUAAUAAGGCAACAGAUCCCAGAGAAAAGCCAGAAGAAGAAGAAAAAGACCAAAUGGCGAGGGGACAGAGCCACAGGCUCCCACAAACUCCAGUGUGUGAUUUUGUGACGGGACCGCCUGGGAGUGCCUUGGACGCCUCCCUCCUCCCCCCUUGACCCACCGCCAACCCAGGCGAGGAGCAGCAGUGCAAUGCCCACACGGCCCCGCCGCCCCCUCGGGCUCCCCAUGGGGGCUCGGGCUUGGAGGAGGUGGCUCGAUGGGGUCCGGACCCCCCCAGAGGGGGGCUGCGCAUUGGGGCUGGUGUGGGAGCCGCACAAACGAGAGGCAGAAGGGAUCAGCAGGACAUCGACUCUCGAACAUCCCCAGUGUCUUCCAGGGGCCUCCAUGAUGUUUAUUUAAAAAAAAAAAAAAAAAAAAGGAAGAAAAAAAGUAAAAAAAAAGUGUUGGUUUUAUCUGCAAACAUUUCUUGUUGUGACCCAUUUCUGAACAGCCAUGAACAGCCCCCCUGUUUGGUACAGCCCUCGGGGGGGGGGCGGGGAGGGAAAGGGCUUUUCUUUUCUUUCUCUAUUUUUUUUUUUAUCCUCUUCUCCUUUUUCGUUGUUUGCUCAGCGAGUGUUGGGUUGCAAAGAAACACGGCCGGGGUUAGAUUUUUUGCACUGAACUCUCUCUUACGCGGCAGUGCCAAAACACGACUUCAUAUGAAAGUGCAUAGAUUUGGAGGAAGAAAAUGAAUUCCAGCUGCUCUGGGUGCUCCAGACAUUGUGUCAGACUCUGGAGGGCAGCCAGCUCACAGACCAUAAGCUCCAGCUUAGGAAAGGAGGUUUGGGCUUGGAUUAUUUUUUUUUUCUUACUCUUUUGUCAAGAGGUUUUGUUUCUGUUUUGUAAUUUGGGGCAUGUCAAAGUUAAAGACGUUUUUGUUAACCUGGAAAUAUUUAAAUUAAAGUAAUUUACAAAUGGAA